Molecule: messenger RNA, 525 nt
Organism: Eucalyptus grandis
Lineage: Eukaryota; Viridiplantae; Streptophyta; Magnoliopsida; Myrtales; Myrtaceae
Product: CASP-like protein 4B4
Exons: 3
Coding region: 1-525 (174 amino acids)
Source: RefSeq, a predicted model, not a curated record
AUGCCAGACUCUGAGGACGGAAAGCCAAAAAAGUACGUCCAGGCGCCGCCAUUGAUGAUGGCCAGGGCUUCGCCUGGGCCUGGUGCGGAGAACCAGAUAGCAGCAGCAGGGCUUGUGGUGUCGUCGAUUUUGAGGUGGUGGAGGAGAGAAGAUAUGCUUAGGAAAGGCAGGUUCGCUUUGCAGGGAUUGGCUUUCCUGUUCUCAUUGCUUGCUUUCAUUAUAAUGGCCAGCAACGAGCACGGCGGCUGGAGAGAUUUUCACAAGUAUGAAGAGUACAGGAUCACCGGAAAGUACAUCAAUCGACUCUUGACUCUAGUGGGAGUUUUCCAUUCUAUUGUGGCGAAGGUCAUGGCAUACUUUCUAAUAUCGGCGGUAUCUGCAGCCAUUCCCCUGACAGAUGGGAUGAGGGACGGCGCAGACAAUGCGUUAACGGACUCAUCUGCUGCCGCCAUCACCAUGGCUUUCUUGGCCUUCUUGUCCUUGGCGUUGUCGGCAGUUAUCUCCGGAUACAGAUUGUCAACGUAA